This is a messenger RNA of Tripterygium wilfordii, 1210 nucleotides long. Its product is annotated as protein BOBBER 1-like. Gene Ontology annotation, biological process: protein folding. The coding region runs from base 80 to 979 and encodes 299 amino acids. The transcript is spliced from 6 exons. NCBI's taxonomy places the organism in Eukaryota, Viridiplantae, Streptophyta, Magnoliopsida, Celastrales, Celastraceae. Gene Ontology annotation, cellular component: cytoplasm. The record is from RefSeq and is a predicted model, not a curated record.
CCUGGCCCAUAUAAGAACCCUCGCCAAAACCUCGACUGACAACUUUCAGACCGACUCAACAACACUCGCACCGUUUGCAAUGGCGAUAAUUUCCGAUAUUGAAGAAGAACGAAACGAUAAGAGGCCGUCCUCCUCCUCCUCUUCCUCCUCCUCCUUGUCGCAGCCGAAGGCGUUCAGUGCGACAUUGGAUCCGGCAAACCCUAUGGGGUUCGUGGAGAAGGCUGUCGAGUUCCUCGCGAAAGAGAGUGACUUCCUGGGAAGGGAGUCGGCGGAGAGGGAGAUUGCCUCAGUCGUGAAGGCUGCGAAGGAGAAGGUGGCGAAGAGGAAGAAGGCGGAUGAAGAAGCUAGGAUGGCAGCGGAGAAGAAGCUCAAGGAGGAGGAAGUUAAGGGAGAGAAGAAGGUGGAAAUCCAGGCGCAACCAGUGGAAGUGGACAAUGAUAAGGCGGAGGAGAAGAGUGGCAGGAGAGUUCCAAACAAGGGCAAUGGCCUUGAUCUGGAGAAAUAUUCCUGGACACAGACCUUGCAAGAGGUUAAUGUACAAGUUCCAGUUCCCAGUGGAACUAAAUCGAGGUUUGUUGUGUGUGAUAUAAAAAAGAAUCAUCUAAAAGUUGGUCUCAAAGGUCAGCCUGCAAUAGUUGAUGGGCCCCUUUUUGAGUCUAUCAAGAUUGAUGAUUCUUACUGGAGCCUAGAGGACCAAAAUACAAUCUCGGUCUACUUGACCAAGCUCAACCAGAUGGAAUGGUGGAAAUCUCUGGUUAAGGGAGAUCCUGAGAUUGAUACUCAGAAAGUUGAACCUGAGAACAGCAAGUUAUCUGACUUGGAUCCAGAGACGCGGCAGACUGUUGAGAAGAUGAUGUUUGAUCAGAGGCAGAAGUCUAUGGGACUCCCAACUAGUGAAGAGAUGCAGAAGCAGGAUAUUCUGAAGAAGUUUAUGGCUGAGCAUCCAGAGAUGGACUUCUCAAGGGCAAAGCUAUCGUAAGCAGCAAUUAUUGAUGAUAACAAGAAGGGCUUUUUGGGUUUGAGUAUCAUCCUGUGAGAAACGUUGUUGAAUUUCCCUUCCUAGAGGGCCAUAGAUGAAAACUUGUUUAUAUGCAGUGGGAAUUGAAAAGCUUUUUGGAUGAAUUAAUUUCAUACUUGAGUUUUGUGGACCUUGGCCCCGGAUGGUGUUUACUAUAUAAUAUGGGGUUCAAAUACUGUGAUUUCACCAAAA